Macrosiphum euphorbiae (potato aphid) is the source of this 360-nucleotide messenger RNA. Lineage: Eukaryota; Metazoa; Arthropoda; Insecta; Hemiptera; Aphididae. The record is from the annotation of a GenBank genome assembly.
AUGAGCAAUACCGUCGGGAUUUUGGCGGUUUUAUUGGCAGCUUUUUCAGCACUGCAGGUCGAGGCGAACUAUCGUCACUUAGACGAUUAUGACGGCGCUGCGCUGCUUCCGACGCGUCCGCGGUGUUCCAGUCAGGAGGAUCCUAUAGCUGCAGUUGCAGGCGUUGCAGGCGUUGCAGCUGGCCUCUUAGAGCCUUUCACGUCGACUUUCAUGCCACAUUGUCACGUUAAAGGCCAGUACAGUCCGAUACACCUGUUGCCUUUUCCCGUUUCGCCGUUGAACAUCGCCCGACCGUUUACGCAACUUCAGCAGACCCUGUCUCAUCCACCUCUGUUCGGACCUCUCUUUUCGCCUUUUUAA